Lentinula edodes (shiitake mushroom) is the source of this 705-nucleotide messenger RNA. RefSeq lists its product as uncharacterized. The transcript is spliced from 5 exons. The record is from RefSeq and is a predicted model, not a curated record. NCBI's taxonomy places the organism in Eukaryota, Fungi, Basidiomycota, Agaricomycetes, Agaricales, Omphalotaceae. Bases 1 to 705 code for a protein of 234 amino acids.
AUGACACAUAGCCACAAGAAGAAAUCCCGCUCCUCACCUCGGAAACCCAAAACACCUACUGCUGUAGUGAAAAAUGUCACUACGGUUUCUCAAAAGACCAAAGGAGCUCCUCGUUACUGCAAAACAUGUCCAGGCCACCCAUUAAGAGCUUCAAUUGAGUGCCAGCAUAGUGCUAUUUGGCGGAAGGCAAAUGCUUCCUCCAGGACUCAGGAAAUUUCCAAUGGUAACAACACUGAUCAACAAUCUGCAACCACUCCGGGCGAUAUUCUUGGACUUCUCCCACAAGCCCCGCCAUAUUUGCAGUAUGAAUCCAAUGGAAUUCUGGGCCUUUCUCGUCCAAAGACCACACUGCCCACCGGUGCUAGAUCCGAGUCCGAGCAUGAGCCAUUGCCGGGCUCAGGGCGUAACCCUGACAAAGAGUUGCCCUUUCCUUUGGAUCCGGCACUUCAGAUCACAGAUAUCAUGUCGGCUGUUCACCGCAGUCAUGGUCCAUUAUCAUCGCCAGUUGUGUCUACAUAUGCUGCCAGUCCCAGCAUUCACAGCAGUGGACGUGGUCCAUUAUCAUCACCAGGAUCUGGUUUGGUAGCAGCUAACAGAUUGCGAGUGCGUGUUUCUAAAGAUAAUGCAACCUAUGGCUGGGUUGAAGGGGCGGGCCGUGGCCAGUUUCCUUUAGGCGAGGCACUUUGCAACUUAACCGUCAUUUGA